Hibiscus syriacus is the source of this 1231-nucleotide messenger RNA. RefSeq lists its product as uncharacterized. The transcript has a single exon. Gene Ontology annotation, biological process: defense response. Bases 100 to 1188 code for a protein of 362 amino acids. NCBI's taxonomy places the organism in Eukaryota, Viridiplantae, Streptophyta, Magnoliopsida, Malvales, Malvaceae. The record is from RefSeq and is a predicted model, not a curated record.
GCUUUUCAUGCAUUUGUCUUUCAUGCAUGCGUAAAUUGCUGUCGGUGAUUCAGGCCGUGCUAGAGGUGGCGCUCCGCCGCGUCUCAACAUCCACCCACCAUGGCUCCUCCUCCUACUCAUUCUCGUAUUCUAGAGAUGAACCUCGUUUCGGCUGAAGACCUCGCUCCGGUCUCCAAAAACAUGAAGACCUACGCGGUGGUUUGGAUCAAACCGGACGAGAAGCUCGCCACCGGAGUCGACCAAAAUGGCGGAACCGAUCCGACUUGGAAAGACCGGUUCACGUUCAAAGUCGACGAUAAGUUCUUAAAUUCGGAGGAUGCCAAGAUCGUUGUUGAGAUUUACGCGGCGGCGUGGGUUAAAGAUGCUUUGGUCGGAUCUGUUAAAGUUUUGUUUAAUGAUAUUUUCCAUUUGCGAUCUGUAGCCGACGCCGAAACCAAUAACUCCGCCAGGAGGACCGUCACGCUUCAAAUCCGCCGCCCCUCUGGCCGCCCUCAAGGUAUUCUUAAAAUGGAGGUUGCCCUCGUUGAUAGUACAAUGCGGAGCAUGCCUCAAUUACAAUACCUUACACCUGAAACAACAAACGAAGACGGGGACGACGGCCAUAGGAAUCAUGAGACAAAUGCGUACGCCAAGAUAAGCCGUUCACAAAGCGACCGAUUUACCCAGUUAACAUCGGACGAAUACGACGGCCAUAGGUAUUAUGGAUCACGUUCCAGCUGUUCCGCUUUUAAAGGCGGAAGCAUGGUGAACGGUGAGUCACUUUGUAACUCGGACGUGGGUCCAUCGGCUUCCAUCGUGGCGGCGGCCAUUGCGAAAGGGUUGUAUCAACCACCGGGAAACGAUCGACCUCAUACGAACGAAACGAGUAAGAUAUCGGAAUGGACAAAGAAAGAGAGGGAAGAGGAACUAUCGUUGAAGUUAGAGAGGUGGCGGACAGAAAUCCCGCCUCCGGCGAGUGGGAAAAGAUCAAGGAAAGGGAGGAGGUCGAGGAACAAAAAGAGCGGUGGGUUCAAGUUGUUUUCGUGUUUCGGAAAUGCAUUCCAGUUCGAGAUAUCCAUUACGUGUGGAAGUAAGAAGAAACAUAGCAAUGGAAAGAAAAGCAAUAAAGGCAAUGGCGAUGGGAAUGGCAAAAACAAAAUCUGUCACUUGGGCUCUGUAAAUGAAAAUAAUAGCAAAUCUGUUGCUUGAACAUCUCUCUCAAACAUUUCAUUUAGCUAUGCUCAACAACAGA